AUGGAUGAGGAGUGCACGGAAUACGAGCUGAUGGUGAACAACGAGAAGGACAAGCACUUCGCCACGGACAGAGUGUGUGACAUGGAAGACCAAGCUGACAGACGGGCAACCCACCUUGACCUGGGUGACGAAGUGCAUGACGAUGUCGAUCUUGGAACCCUCGCGACCAAGCAAAAUCACAUUCGUCGGUCGUUGGCAGCCAACGCGUCUAUCAACCCCGGCCAUAGCGGCGUCUCCUCUCUCAGCAUCCGCUUUGGCAACACCGUCUUCGCCGCCUCCGCGUGCUCCCGUCAUGUCACCAUCACCAUGUCAUAUCUUUGUUAA
Sporothrix brasiliensis 5110 is the source of this 324-nucleotide messenger RNA. RefSeq lists its product as uncharacterized. Lineage: Eukaryota; Fungi; Ascomycota; Sordariomycetes; Ophiostomatales; Ophiostomataceae. The record is from RefSeq and is a predicted model, not a curated record. Bases 1 to 324 code for a protein of 107 amino acids. The transcript is spliced from 2 exons.